This is a messenger RNA of Striga asiatica, 375 nucleotides long. The record is from the annotation of a GenBank genome assembly. NCBI's taxonomy places the organism in Eukaryota, Viridiplantae, Streptophyta, Magnoliopsida, Lamiales, Orobanchaceae.
AUGGUUUUACCGAUCCCUCAUGUUUGGUUAUUGAUUCCACAUUUUACGCCUUCCCCAAUCAACGGGUCAAGCACCGGGCAUACUAUGCUCCUUCGAUUAGGUCUUUGGGCAGGGCCAUAUCCGCGUUCCCACCGCAAGCAACCAUAUCUUCGGCCUACGGCGUACUCACGCCGGAUGGGCAGAAGGCGGAGGCACCAUCGAGGGAUGGAAGGGACGAACUGGAUAGUGGUGUUGUUUCACCCGCUUCCGUUCCACUCCUUCGCUUGUGAUACUCUAUGGCACUUGCUCACUCGUUACACUCUCGUCAUACCAGGAGUACCAUCGGAAGUAGAGAAAACGAAGCCCUGUAGGAAAACAUUUCAGACUAUCCGCUGA